Messenger RNA from Patella vulgata (common limpet), 3955 nucleotides. Its product is annotated as golgin-45. Bases 116 to 1327 code for a protein of 403 amino acids. The record is from RefSeq and is a predicted model, not a curated record. The transcript has 7 exons. NCBI's taxonomy places the organism in Eukaryota, Metazoa, Mollusca, Gastropoda, Patellidae. Gene Ontology annotation, biological process: Golgi organization; Golgi to plasma membrane protein transport. Gene Ontology annotation, cellular component: Golgi membrane.
CAUUGUCCCAAUAUGCACAUCCCGUUCAUUUCAUUUCGAUUGAUGUGAAAAAUUUUGAUUUAUUUUGUUUUGAUCCAAGUAAAAGCAGAUAUAUUAAUUACUGGUACACCGUUAAAUGGCAUCUCCUGUAACAAAGAAAAAUGAAUACGAAAAGACUAAAACUAGAGUUCUUCUAAGGGAAGCUGUACCCAAGUACAGUUUUCAUGGAAAAAAACUGGAUAAGUUCAUUGAGGAAAAAAAAGGAAAGGAAGUCUCCAUAAAAAUAAAUCAAAGUGUUUCUGACCAAAAUGAAAAAUCAUUUCUGAAUACAAAAUUAGAUAAAUCUGCAAAACCUAGAGGAAAUGUGGUGCCAAGUAUAAGUGUAAAAUCAAAUUCUGUCAAGUCUGAAGAUGCAAAAUCUCCAGUUCCAAUCCCUUGUACAAGAGUCCAACCAAAUAUAGGCUCAGAUUCAUCAAAUGUUAAACCAGUGAAUGUAGUCAACCCAGCAAGUUCAGCUCUCAACUUUCUUCCGACAACAGAAAGUCCACUAGAACAAGCAAAACAGAAUGAAGUCAGACUUACCAAAGAGGUGGAUUCUCUGAAGUCUCAGUUAGAAGUACAGCUACAGGUAAAUUCAGAACUAAAAAGGCUUUUAUUAGCCUCCAUGGGUGCAGAUCUGGAAAGAAAUGUUGAAAGAUUGGCAAGAGACAAAGCACAGUUAUCAUUGGAACUAGGUGAUCAUAUGAAGAAAAUGACAGCCGAUUAUGAAAAUCUGGACAAGAUUUCAAUACAAGCUGAUAUGUGGCGUAGUAAAUUUCUUGCAAGCCGGGUUAUGAUAGAUGAAUUGGCCAAUGCCAAGGCUUUUUAUUCUCUACAAUAUCAAGAAUCUCAAGAUGCCUUACAGCAGAUGUUAAAUGAACGUCAUGAAAUCAGAACAAAUCUGCUUGAAGGAUACAGAUGCCUACAGCAAGUAAAGGAUGCGUUUGAUCCAUUGAAUACUCAUCAAUCAACUGUCUUGCCUUCAACAAAUAUAUUAGAUCUAGCAAAACGUGCACAACAGUUGGCAGAAAUUAUCCGCUACAGAUUACUUCCUGCAAGCGCCAAAGUUCAUUCUGUUGUAAAUGUGGAAGCAAACUGGCAAGACAGACUAACCCCAGCAGAGACAUUAGCACAUGAGGUAAUUUCUAAAAAUGUCAGCCCGAUAGACUACAAGUACAGCAUGCCUCAGUCUUUAUUGGGUUCUACAUGUGCAAAGGGUAACAUAGGACGCUACCAUCCACACACAGCUUAUGAUAACUUGACCUAUAACUGCUGUGCCAAAUGUAAAGGAGAAAUCUCAGUCCUCUAAAAGAUAAUUGGUGCAGGAGAAAAAUGUCACAACUCUACAAAACAAGAUAACCUCGCAUGUCAAAAUUCAAGAUCUAAUCAAUUUACAAAUAUAUUAUUUAUGGUUUUAAAAUUACUCUUUUAAUACAAUCUUUUAAUAUAUAAGACUGUGUAAAGGAAAGAAUAUGAAUUUUACUCACAUAUUAAUGUAUAUUUAUAUUAUCCAUUGAAAGGUGGUGGUAAAAAAAUUUGUAAAUGAAAUACAUAAUAUAAAUUUUAUUCACAUAUUAAUGUUUUUUUUAGCCUAGGUAUUAGGUAUUCCAUUAAAAGGUAUAGAAAAGGAAAGAAAACAAAAUAUUUAAUAAUCCAAAAUCAGACUUUGUUUAAAAUAUAUUUGCAAUGUUUUGUUGCUUGUCUGGUAAGGUAAAUGAAACAAGGUCUAAACUCCUCUAGUGAAAGUGAUGUAAAUACUCCAUACCCCCCAAUAUUCUGUGUACUUUAGUUAGUGUAACUGAUAAAAACGAAAGGAUUAGAUUAUCAUUUGGAGUGAAAAUCUUGAUUCACAUCAAGGUAAUUUCAAUCAUUUAACAGUUAUAUUAAGUUGAAAUAUGAUAUAUCUAUAUGCAUGCCUAUCUAACUAGUCAUAUUGUAAUUAUUUUAUGUUUAAUUUAAGAUGUAUAACCUGUUAUUUACUUCUAUUCCUCAUAAAUCACAUUUACUUCGUUUGAAAAAGUCGGUUUUCAUGUACCAUAUUUUUCGGGGUAUAAGUUGAUACAUUUUCCGCUUAAGUCUGGCCUUCAUACAGAUGAAGGUGAAAAAAUGACAUCUUGAAAAAAAAAUAAUUUCAGGAACCGUCACUCCACAAUGCCGUACACACUAUCGUCUAAAACAAAACUACUUUAAGUUACCCUAUUCCAAUUGAAAUAUUUGUAGACAUGGCCCCCUCCCCCCACCCCCUUCAAAAUAUUAUCAUCUACCCGAGAAUAUGCCAUCAAAAUAGAAUCUUUUCUCAGACAUUCGUCAAAAUUGUCAGGUUUCCAUUUCUCGUAAUUUCAUGUGUCUCGCGAGAUUUCUACUUUUAGUUUUCAGUUAAAUUAACCAAUCAUACUAUACUGCAUUGUUUUAUUCUAUUUUUAGUAAAGUACUUUAUUACCAUAUGCGAUUAGAAACGACGCCUGCAUUGUUUUAUAUUUAUCAGAUAUAUUGAAAUAAAAACUGGUUCAAAUAAACCAAGAACACAACUUGGAGUUAUAAUCAAGUUAGCCCUACAUUUAUAAAUUGAUUACUUUAUCGUAAUUAGACUAGGAUACCAGUCCUGAAACUUGAUAAUAGAUUGCUACUGUGGAGUUGAAACACAUUUGUCUUGUAUACUGCUUAGACUUUUAUAUGGAUGAAGGUCGGAAAACAGUAAAUUAUGACAAUUCGACUUAGACUCCACAUCGACUUGUACCCCUUAAAAUACGGUAAUUUAUUGAAGUUUAAGAUUAUUAGUUCAAAAAAGGUCUAAACCUUAUUUACAUGUAUGAGAAUAGGGGCCAUGAAAUGAUUUUAUUGCUCAUUUUUACAUGCCAACCUUUCAUGUUGGUAUAUUACUGUCAUCCCUGUCCUUCAGUCUCUGUUCACAAGUUUCGCCCCCCUGUGAAAAAAUUGUCGACCAUAGAUAUACAUUGUAUACAUUGUCCGUCAAUUUUACAGCACCUCUGAGAACACUCCUCUACAGGUGUGUUUGACUUCAUAGAAUUACUGUUGCUGAUGCUGAAACCUUGUAGAAACCCUACAGUUCAGUUUUUGAUAGAUUAUUUUCAAAAUUUGACUGGGAUUGUUCAGCUAGUCUUACGAAAGCUAUUACGCUUGUCACUGAUAAACCGGGUAAAAUUUCUAGAGGUCAAAGUUUUUGAUGAUUUUUUAGUCAGACUUGCUGAGAUUAUUUAGCUAAUCAUAAUAAGGAUCCCUAUCAUAAUUCAGAAUCACAUGCCCUUGAAACCUAUGUGAAAAUGCUCUUGGUGGGCGUGUAUGUGUUUCCUAGUAGCAUUAUAUUACACCUUAACAAUUUCUCAAAUUUGUAAUUCCCCCUCUGCCAAAAUAUAAAAUCCUCAAGAUAUUUUUUGGGACUAUGUUGGUGGGAUAUUUCAAAAGAGAACUACUGGUACAUUAUACCUGCCAACAUGUGAAUAGUAGCACAGGAGGACCACACCACACACAAACAAUUACACAAGACAAUAUACAUACACCACAAAUAACAAAACGCACAUAUCAGACCAAGUGAAUGGAUCCACGUUCUCUCUGUAACUGGAGUAAUAUUUGAGUUGACCCCCCACCCCCCUCCCCAUGGGCCUUUGCACAUGUUGGUCACACACUUACAUACAACCUUAUUUAACUUACUUAUAGUAACAUACGUUUACGCAAGUGUCAUGUUAGAGAGCUCAGUAAAGCUGUUACUUUGUUUUGUUGUUUAAAAAAAAGAAGGGAUUUUCCCUUAUGUAAAUAUGUGCACUUGUGUAAAUAUAAAGUAUGUAUAAUAUAUGGUAAAAAUGAAUAUGUACAUUUAUUAAAAUGUUUACAUAGAGCAGUGAUUGUAAAUAUGGAAUGAAUCUGAUGAAAUAAAACCAAUCUAUAUUUUUGUUAGCCUGAAAUAAAGGUAUACUUAUAA